UAUAAAGUAAUCGUAUAAAAGUAACGAGUGCGAAAAAUUUUCUGCCGUGUCUGCUCCGGUCGGAGAGCUGACUGAUUAAAAAUAUAUUAUAAAUUAACAUAUGUAAAUUUAUACGUUAUCUUAAUCCGCUAACAAUGGAUCUUAAUUAAAUAAAACAUUUUUUUUGCACCGGGAACACUUCGUACACGACAUUUUGGGUGAGGCUUUUUGCUUGUACUCAUACACAAGCAUUUCAGGGAAACGCUUCGUAAAAUUUCGGUAUGUUGUUUCUCAAAACCGACUUGCUUGAAGCGUAAUUUAUCAGUGCUAUUACGUUUUUCAAAAAAGUAUAAAUGUGUAUAAUUUUCAUAGAAAUGUGUGUACGGAUGCUGCGCCUCUGAUAUACCUAGAGGAUGUGGUUAAAACCCAACGAAAUGUUUGUGUUAAAAAAGUAAAUCUAUAUAGGAAAUGUCUACUGGAUAUCGAAUUAACUUUUUUAUGCUCAUGGUUGUGUAUGAUUGGGAGGAGCGGACGGAAAAGGUGUAUAUAGUAUGAGUUCUGAUUUUGAUAUUGAUUGAAUCACAGUUUCCUGUUCUAAAAGUUAUAUGAACUCCGGUUUCGUAUCCUAAAGCAACAUAUACGAGGCAGAGGUCAAAUACCCUAGGUCGUUGUAUGUAAGUCAUGCCCAACAGUAACGACUUUUCCGCAGAGCACCCCGGAAAGUUGUCCAAAAACACAGCGGUAAUCAACAAUUUAUUCUCAAACAUGGCCACGAGUAAGGGUGGGAAUACACCCGCCGAGGCGCAGUCCUCUAGCAAUUCUACUAAAAAUACUGAAAAUUCAUUAAUUAAGCAUCAAGGGCAAAAAUGGCAUCAAGUCUUCGAUUUUGACAAAAUGAUAAAGCAAAUUCGGGCAACAGUUUCCGAAAAGCAACAUCAUCGUAACAAAGGGGAUACAUCGUCAUCAAGUAAUAAUGGAAAAAGCGCCACAGCCACUGCAGCAGCUUCGUCUUCAAAAUCCAACGGUUCAUCCAAUUCCAAAAAUGCACGGUCUAUACGUCAAGUGCAACGUUUAAGCGGUAACGAUAUGCACUACUAUGGCAUAGUUCCAAAGAAAGCAUCGGCUGAUGUUAUUGUUUGCAGCAUAUGUCGUGGCAUUUAUACCAUGGUCGGUUUCAAUAAUCACAUGAUUAUGCAGCAUCCCUCCGCUUGGGGCGCCGUCUCAUCCAAGUUAGCCAAUGCACCAGCAUCCAAUGACAUGAUCAAUUUAAUUCCCAAUGACAAUAGUCAAGAUUGUUUGCGAGAUGGACCAGGUUUGACUGCUCCUGAAAUUUUGGGAUCACCGUCAGAUCUCUCUGGCAUAAUGUCCACAUCAUCAAAUGCAUCUUCAUCGUCAUCCUCCAUAUCGACAACAUCAUCAACAUAUACCGCCACACCACGUCAUAAAAGUAGUAAAAGUGGUGGUACAACGGCUGGGAGCAGUUCGUCCGGUGGCAGCAGCAGCACAAGUGGAAGUCGUUCGCGGAGUAAACAAUCACGACACAGCAGUAGUAACAACCAUGCCGCUGCGGUCGGGAUUCAUACGUCCAGCAACGCCAGCACGGAGAGCGCGCAAGCGUCGAGCAAAAGCUCUAAGAAAAACUCCAGCAACAACAGUUCCGGCUCGAAUGCAAAUAGCCACAAAAACGAAAAUGCCAAUAAUCCGUCAUCGUUAGCAAUAACCGGAAUGUCAACGACUAUUACGAAUGCAGUAACCCAUAGCGGUAAACAUAGUAAGGAUACGAGUGUAUUAGAUACAUUGGCAACAACGCCAAUUGCGCUCUAUUCUUCGUCCUCGAAUUCCUCAUGCUCUUUACCACCAACACCAAAGCUGAGCACAUCGUUAGCUGAGGUCAAAAGCCCUGCGUUCGUUGCUCAAGAAUCCGUCGACUCACCUGUUUCUAGCUCUAGCCUUGAAUACGAACGUAUUAGCGCAGGUGGCAAAUCGGUAUCAGGCAAACCAACUCAUACAUCGAAUGCUCCUGGAAAAAACUCAAAAGCUAAUGGAAAUGCUGCUUCUUCCUCUACACAUAACUCAAAAGAAGUUGCGAAAGUUGCUGCCAUCAAAGAUGUAAAUCGUUUUGAUACAACACCCUUAACGGAACUCGAUCAGGCGGUUUCUUCAAUAACUGAAAAUCCUAGUCUAAUUGAUAAGAAAAGCGUUAGCUGCAUUAAAAAUAUUAUGGAUACGACUAACAUCAGUAUGCCACCAAGCAUUAACAAUAUAUUCCAAAUGCCAACAACUACAACAAAUACGGAAAACAAUAGUGAAAAACUACUACAGGCGGCUAUGAACGCGCCUACAACCAAUGCCACCAACAUGAAUGUUGUGCAAACGGUGAUGGCACCAAACUAUGUGGUGCCACAAGAAGUGGCGCAGACGUGUGAAGAUGCAUUACCGCAUAAUACGUCGGAUGAUAAUUCCAUACUGACAUUUGACGAUAUGUUCGAUAGUAAAUUUAUUAAUGAGAUUCUCAGCACAGCCGAUACCGACAUACCCUUCGAUGAGGGUGAAUUUGAUACCGCAACGGCCGCACAGCACCAGCAGCAGCAGCAUCAGCAACAACAACAGACACAGGAUCAGCAUCAGGUGUUUCAGCAACAGGUGCAACCAACAACAAAGCGCAUGCGCUACGACGAAACACUGCUAACGAGUGGGCAACAACAACAACAAAUACAGCAUCAGCAACAGGGACAGAGCGUUGAAAUAACGGGUGAAUUUGUGGCAUACCAACAGCAGCAGCAACAACAACAAUAUGUACCCUACAAUGUUGCAACGCUUGAUGAUUUGAAAUUGUUUAAUAGUUCCGGCCCGUUGGUUGAACAACACCAUCUGCAACAUGCUACGGAACAACAACAGCAGCAGCAACAACAACAGCAACUCACUGCUAUCGACGCUAUGCAAUUGCAACAACUGCUUUAUCAACAACAAACACUAAGCAAUCACUAUGACACCAACAUGGUUGAUAAUUCUGCAGAUUCGAACGCUUUAGCUAUGCAUCAGCAACAAUACGAUCACAGCGGUGUUGUUAGUGCCAAGCAAUUAAUGGAUAUAUGCGCUUCAGUAGAUAUGAAAUCGAAUAAAUUAACCGAUUUUGCCACAUUGCCAGCAGCAACUGGCGGUACCUAUGAGCACUGCUAUGAUAAUAUGGCAGCACACUUCCAACUAUAUAAUAUACCCUCACUCACAGAUGAUGACAAUGUCGACGCUGUAGUUCAGCAAAUGCCUACUACUGGUGGCGAUGCUAACCUACUCUUGCCAAACGUCGUCAAUGGCAUGCAACGCGCGACUCAACAAUAUGUGCUGCCGGGCGGUGUUGGUGAAGAUCACUUGAUUUAUGAAAUUACCGAUAACAACCAAGUGGCUGUUAUAAGCCAACAAAGGCAACAACAGAUGCUAAACGAAUUUCUAACACAAGCCAAUUACGAUCAGGUCGCAACGGAUAUAAAUGAUCCGGCAAAUGCGGCGCAAAUGCAACAAAACAACACCAACGUUGAUAAUAUAAACGCAAAAGAAGUUACUGAUAUUGAUGAUGAUUUGCUCGAAUUCGAUUACUCACUGUUGGAGACGUUUAAAACGAUAAGCAGCAGUAGUAGCAAUAGCAGCAACAGUGGCGGCAACGCAAAAUCCAUUAAAACCGAGUUGAACAGUAGCGCCAGUAGCAGUAGUAAAUAUUAUGACGACGUCUAUUUGAAUGCCUACCUUUACGCGGGCAUACCAAAGCCAAUUGCAAUCAAUUGCUUUGGUCUUAUCAAGAUGCCAUUCGCUGCCGCAACCACAUUCAGGAAACACAUACUAAACGCACGCAAAGCCAAUAACAGUCCAAUCACACUGAGUGGUGGUGGUGGCAUUAACGGUAUUGUUUGUUCCAAUUCAGCUGCCACGGCACGUUUAACCAACAAUUCCAAAUCGAUGCAAAAUUAUUUCGCUAAUUUGAAUUCGUCCUCGAAUUCGUUGGUCGGCAGCGAGUUUUCAAUUGGCAGUAUUACCAUAACUAAUUCGUCGGUUUCGCAAAGCCAACUGUAUGCGGCACAACAGAAGCAACAGAACGCUAGUAACAGUAAUAGCAGCAGCAAUGCUGUUGGUGGUGGGAGCAUGGAGAUCACCUUCAAUACGAAUUCCAAUGGCUGUGGCUCGGCUAUGUCGCCCGUUUCGUCGCUGCAACGUUCACGUUGCAAGUCGGGUAAUGCCACGUCAAGUGGCGGCGGCGGCGCCACACUUGUGCGUAGCAAAUCACAAACCGGUGCACCGGUUGCUGUUGUUACGCCCACCAGUCGUCUGCCGCCACCGCCGCGUCCCAGCACUGCUGGUCCUGUGCUGGCGCAAAACAGUAAAACAAUCUUUGUUAGCAACACACCGGCGAACAGUGGUGAACGCAUCAAAUUCAUUAAGCGUUGUAUGCCGCUUAUCGCCAGCAACAACACUAACAAUAGCGGUGUGCGCAAUGAUGGUAGCAAACGACCAAAAUUCUCACCACGUCAAAUUGCCGAUUUGUUGGGCGGCAUAAGUACUAAUAAUAGUAAGAACAACAAAACCUUAGCGACACAGCCAACUAACGAUGCGGCCAAUAACGGUCCAAGCAACAAUAAUAUGCAUGAAACAGCCGCAACUGGCAAUAAUAACAACAACUCAAACGCAAAUACCACAACCAACGCGGAUGAACAAUUGAAAUUGGAACGCGUUGCACACUUUUACGAGCGCCGCCGCAAACUUUACGAUUUGGCACGUAACAACAGCCGUCAGCAGCAGCUCCAGCAGCAGAAGCAACAGGAACCUCAACGCACGCAACCGCCACAUGUGCAGCAAAACUUAUUAAAACAACAACAACAACUAUUCAAAAUGCUCACAGAUUACGGGCAAUUGAAUGCGGCGGUAGGUUGUAAGAGCGCCAACGCGACGCCAAGCAGUAACAAUAACGGUGGCAACGAAGUUUUGCGUAUUUCUGUUUGAAGAGUCACA
Zeugodacus cucurbitae (melon fly) is the source of this 4977-nucleotide messenger RNA. RefSeq names its product serine-rich adhesin for platelets. The coding region runs from base 661 to 4968 and encodes 1435 amino acids. The transcript is spliced from 3 exons. The record is from RefSeq and is a predicted model, not a curated record. Lineage: Eukaryota; Metazoa; Arthropoda; Insecta; Diptera; Tephritidae.